AUGGAACAGCCUACCGCAAAGUGCAAGAAUGGGCAGAUGACGGAUUUUGGUACCAUGACAUUCCCUUCUCGGAAGCCCGACCUGUUUGCAAACAUGGUUCAGAUCAACUGGCAGGCUUCAGAUCGGGACGAGUCUGCCACUACCACCACCACCUCGGCCGAGACUUCGGCCACCGCUUCCGACUCCGACUCGACAUCUGAUUCCGCUUCCGCGAGUCGCAGCAACCCCAACCUGGUCACAAUUACGAGAACCCUUUCCGCAUCGCUCACCACCGAGACUUUGGAUAGCACAGGGUCAAAACAAGAGGACACGGACACGGACACGGACAAGCCAGCAAUGGGCAAAGGAGCAGUUGCUGGCACGGUUGUUGGUGUGAUAAUGUUUGUGAUUCUCUUCCCCGUAGGGUGGUUAUUCCGGAGGAACCAGCAAAAGAAAGCCGCCGCUCAAGCUUCCCCUGAGGCCGGCGAUGACAGCGACUCUGCUGUUGACCCCACGAGGUCGCUUGUGGGAACGGAAACUUCCAGAGCGCCUGGUUCUUCAGCCGCUGGAGCGCCUCAGCAAGUCUACGCAGAUUACCCAACGCAGGAAGUCCCAGGGGAUCAUAAGCCUUAUGCGGCUGCCGUGUACUCCGUUUCCCAACUGGACGACACCAAGAUCACACCCGAGUUGCCCAUCCACCACGAGAUCCACGAAGUACACGCUCCUGGUGCGCACACAAUCCCUGAGCUGCCUGGACACAGCGAGGUACACGAGGUUCACGUCCCUGGUGCCCAUACAACACCCGAGCUGCCUACUGAGCACCCGGCAACGAGAAGCCGACGUCUCAAUCCGCCACUCCAUCCGCUGGCUCUCCAGCUCCUCCAGCGGCACCGACAACCCCCACCCUCGGAACCCACCUCAACCAUCGUCCUCACCUCUCCCAGCGGCCGCUUUGUUGAUCUACGCAUUCUCAAACAAGACCCUUCUUCCACCGACCACGCCUCUGUCUUCAGCCAGACCGAACCUAAAGCCGAAGAAGCCAAAUCCAAAACCCUCCCCGUGUCCCGGCUAGACUGGGCCAUAGCCGGCACCUCCACGCACACCCCCACCCGCCCUACUAUCGGUUACUACGGGCAGAAACUGAUUUUGCCGGAUGGACGCACGGUGAAUGGGAGUGUGGCGGAUUUGAAGAAGGGGAAAUACCCGUAUGUGAGGGGGAGGUGGACGCAUUGGGUUGAUUCUAGGGUUGUGUACUCGGCGGAUAGUAAGAAUGGGGAUGAGGCACCGGCAGAUGAGGGGGAUAUGUACCGAAUGCCGGAGGAUCAGAGGUUGACGCUUGAGAAGGGGAGGAUGGUUAACCCUAAGACGGGGAGGGAGGAGGAGUAUGAGGAAGUUUGGGGGCCGGAUGAUGACGAUGAGGAAGGUGAGGAAGGGUCACAGUCGCGAUGUGUUGUUUGGGAGAUAGAUGAUGAGGCGGGGAGCAAGAAGGGGAGGAUUGUGAGGGUAGGAAGAUGGACGCAGGGGAUUUUGAGAAGGGGGGAUGAGUUGUUGUGUGAGCGGUGGAAGCUGAUGGGUGCAGGUGGUGAGGAUAAGGAGAGGAGAUGGAAGUUGGAUGCGAGGGUUGGAGGGUAUUUUGGUGGUGAGGAGGGGAGGAAACUGGAUGAUAAGGAUGAAACCCUGGCGUUUCCGGAAGCUCUUGUUGAUAUGAUGAUUACUGCGGGAGAGCCAGGAAAGGAGAGGAAAGUUGGGGAUACGGUUAAAGGAAGUAAUGGUGAUGUGUGGACGCUGAUGGAGUGCGGUCCUUGA
Sordaria macrospora k-hell is the source of this 1785-nucleotide messenger RNA. RefSeq lists its product as uncharacterized. NCBI's taxonomy places the organism in Eukaryota, Fungi, Ascomycota, Sordariomycetes, Sordariales, Sordariaceae. The record is from RefSeq and is a predicted model, not a curated record.